AUGAUGUCCUCUUACUACCACACUGCCAAGGAAGCAGACAUGGCGGCCAUGACUGAGCCGCUCUGCCUAGAGAGAGAUGUUUGCAGGGUGAUCGAGCUGCUGGACCGGCUGCAGCGUAGCGGUGAGCUUCCUCCCCCCAAACUGCAGGCCCUACAGAGAGUCCUACAGAGCAAAUUCUGUGCCGCCAUCAGAGAGGUAUACGAGCAGCUGUAUGACACUCUGGACAUUGUAGGAGGACCAGAGGUGCGAGCACAGGCAACAGCAAAGGCAACAGUGGCUGCCUUCGCAGCCAGUGAGGGUCACGCCCACCCACGGGUGGUGGAGCUGCCCAAGACGGAAGAGGGUUUGGGCUUCAACAUCAUGGGGGGCAAAGAGCAGAACUCCCCCAUAUACAUCUCCAGAGUGAUUCCUGGGGGGGUCGCCGACCGCCAGGGAGGGCUGAAAAGAGGAGACCAACUGUUGUCUGUCAAUGGAGUGAGUGUUGAGGGAGAGCACCACGAGAAGGCUGUGGAGCUGCUGAAGGCUGCGCAGGGUUCAGUGAAGCUGGUGGUCCGCUACACCCCGAAGGUCCUGGAGGAGAUGGAGGCUCGCUUUGAGAAGAUGAGGAGUGCCCGGAGACGACAGCAGCACACCAGCUACUCCUCUCUGGAGUCCAGGGGCUAG
Molecule: messenger RNA, 663 nt
Organism: Scomber japonicus (chub mackerel)
Lineage: Eukaryota; Metazoa; Chordata; Actinopteri; Scombriformes; Scombridae
Gene: lin7b
Product: lin-7 homolog B (C. elegans)
Exons: 6
Coding region: 1-663 (220 amino acids)
Biological process (GO): neurotransmitter secretion; protein localization to basolateral plasma membrane; maintenance of epithelial cell apical/basal polarity
Cellular component (GO): MPP7-DLG1-LIN7 complex; cell-cell junction; basolateral plasma membrane
Molecular function (GO): L27 domain binding
Source: RefSeq, a predicted model, not a curated record